CAGCCACACACAGGAGACAUGGAGCUCAGCACUGCCUGCUCUGUCUGCUGAUUUCCUGGACUUGGCUAUUAAAGAUCUUGAUCUACGAGGACGAAGGUGCAUUCUGUCAUGCGGUUCAGCAACUGUAGCAUAAUACUCUAUUAUUAGAAAGUGAAUGCUUGAAGCAGCCUUAGCAUUGUGUCUACUUUUCGAACAUUCUUGAAACCAUGAGUGGGUUCCUCUCCUAUCUGGACCCAAGGAGAAUUCCAUGGGGAGCCACAUGGCACGCAGUCAAUGCACGGAUUCUACGCACCAAACCCGUGGAGUCAAUGCUGGAAGGGACUGGGAGUACAACUGCUCAUGGAACCAAGCUAGCUCGGGUACUUACUACAGUGGACCUAGUCUCCCUCGGUGUCGGGAGCUGUGUUGGCACAGGCAUGUAUGUCGUGUCGGGACUGGUUGCCAAAGAAAUGGCCGGACCUGGAGUCAUUGUCUCCUUUAUAAUUGCAGCUGUGGCAUCAAUAUUAUCAGGUGUAUGCUAUGCUGAAUUUGGAGUCCGCGUUCCCAAAACCACUGGUUCUGCUUACACAUAUAGCUAUGUCACAGUUGGUGAAUUUGUGGCAUUUUUCAUUGGCUGGAAUUUAAUUCUGGAGUAUCUGAUUGGCACAGCAGCGGGAGCUAGUGCCCUCAGCAGUAUGUUUGAUUCCCUCGCAAAUCACUCAAUCAGUAACUGGAUUAUUCACAGUGUGGGGACACUGAAUGGAUUGGGUAAAGGUGAGGAAUCAUACCCAGACCUUCUCGCCCUGGUGAUAGCUGUUAUUGUGACAAUAAUUGUCACUCUUGGAGUAAAGAAUUCGGUUGGAUUUAAUAACGUACUGAAUGUAAUAAACCUGGCUGUGUGGGUUUUUAUCAUGAUUGCAGGACUUUUCUUUGUCAACGGCAAGAACUGGUCAGAAGGGAAUUUCCUCCCCCAUGGAUGGUCAGGGGUAUUGAAAGGCGCAGCGACUUGCUUUUAUGCCUUUAUUGGAUUUGAUAUCAUUGCAACCACAGGAGAAGAAGCAAAGAGCCCGAACACGUCGAUCCCGUAUGCAAUCACUGCUUCCCUGAUCACGUGUUUAACAGCAUAUGUGUCUGUAAGCGUUAUAUUAACGUUGAUGGUGCCAUACAAUAUGAUUGAUACAGAAUCCCCUCUAAUGGAGAUGUUUGUAGCUCAUGGCUUUUACACCGCAAAGUUUAUUGUAGCCAUUGGAUCUGUGGCAGGUCUCACUGUCAGCCUUUUUGGAUCACUGUUUCCAAUGCCCAGAGUAAUUUACGCAAUGGCUGGUGAUGGCCUUUUAUUCAGGUUUUUGUCCCACGUCAGUUCCUAUACCGAAACUCCAGUAGUGGCUUGCAUUGUCUCUGGAUUCCUUGCCGCUCUCCUGUCUCUUUUGGUCAGUCUUCAGGACCUGAUUGAAAUGAUGUCAAUUGGCACUUUGUUAGCAUACACUCUGGUCUCAGUUUGUGUAUUAUUAUUGCGUUAUCAGCCUGAGAGUGACAUUGAUGGAUUUGUCAAGUUUCUCUCCGAAGAACACACCAAGAAGAAAGAAGGAAUCCUUGCAGACUGUGAGAAGGAGGCAUGUUCACCGAUGAGUGAUGGAGAAGAAUUUUCAAGUCCAGCUACAAACACAUGUGGUGCAAAGAAUCUGCCUUCUCUUGGAGACAAUGAAAUGCUGAUUGGUAAAUCAGAUAAGUCAAAUUACAAUGUAAACCAUCCAAAUUAUGGAACAGUUGAUAUGACAUCAGGAAUUGAAGCUGAUGGAUCUGAAAACAUCUAUCUUAUUAAGCUGAAGAAACUUAUAGGUCCACGUUAUUAUACAUUGAGGAUUCGCCUUGGAUUACCUGGAAAGAUGGACCGCCCAACUGUUGCUACUGGUCGUACAGUCACUAUUUGUGUUAUGCUUCUAUUUGUCUUGGUCUUCAUCUUCUGCUCUUUUAUUAUAUUUGGUGCAGACUAUGUGUAUGAUCAAGUGUGGUGGGCAGUCUUAAUAGUCGUAUUGAUGGUACUGCUGAUCAUUGCCUUGGUCUUUGUAAUCCUACAACAACCAGAGAACCCCAAAAAACUGCCUUAUAUGGCACCAUGUGUCCCAUUUGUGCCUGCAUUUGCCAUGCUGGUAAAUACAUAUCUCAUGCUGAAAUUGUCAUCCAUUACCUGGAUCCGGUUUGCUGUCUGGUGUUUUGUUGGUUUGCUUAUCUAUUUUGGUUAUGGUAUGUGGAACAGUACCUUAGAGAUCAGCGCACGGGAGGAGGUGUUACACCAGAGUACAUAUCAGCGCUACGAUGUGGAUGACACCUUCUCAGUAGACGAUGGGUUCUCCUAUGCUCCUGAAGAAGAAGCAUAUCAGGACUGGGAAGCCGGAGGCACGAAAGGCUACUAUCAGCAUUCAGCAGAGACACAUGACAGCAACCGGACAAAUAGUAGAUCCAAAAGCAAAGGGAAGCACAAACAGGACCCUGGUGCACUGAUUGCCAACGACGAGCUAGACUACCCUGAAGAAUAAAGGCAAAUCUUUUGUGUUUGUGAACCACUGUAACGUUGGCCCAAGAUAUGACAGCUUCUGGGGCUCUGUGUAGGGAUUUCUUUCUGUCUCUCACAGUUUACUGCUUAUUACGUUGCAAGAAAGUGUUUAAACAGAUUUCUGAUCAUUUCUCCAUUUUCAUACAUUUUUGGAUUGAAUUAUGUAUCCUUUCAAGUCAUUGAAUGUUAAUUUAAAUUGUUCCAGUUUAAGCCGACACUGUUUUUCCUUGUUUACUAUAAAAUCUUAUGUAGAACGUUGAGUUCUACUAGAAGCAGCCUGGGUACAACAUUCUAUAGGUGACAAGUUAUAUGUAAUAGAGCUCAUAUACACGGACAGAAAAAGGGGAAGCCUAGGGAUAGCAGGAAGAUUUUGAUGGUUUAUGGAGGAAGGAAGAGGGUACAUAGGACAUUUUUAUUAAACAAUAGCAAGGGAGAGAAGAUAAACUAAGGAAGUGCUAUAUGUGUUGAUGUUGAAAAUGAAAUGUUCUUCAAAACGAAAAGGCAUUGCACUGUAUAGAAAGAGUUAAGCUGUAUUAGCCAGGGGUAGAGUACAAUUUCUGGGCAAGGAGUGUGAGUUUGCCCAGAAGGGAGACAUGUCUGGGAGAGGAACUUUUUAUUUCUUUUUAAAAACAUGAAAGGAAAUUAGUAUAUUAGCAAGAAUUUCAGAGGAACAUUUUUUAAAAUAAUGAAAUGAGCGUUGUUUAAUAACAUGGAAAAGGAACUGUUGAGUUGCAUGAGAGAGAAGACAUGUUUGAAGACGAGACAUACCCCAUGGACCUCAGAACACUGGGGAGGACUGCUGGACACAGAUAAUGGGCAGAAGAUAUUAACAUGCUAUACACUAUAGCAGGCAUAGGCAAGCUUUAGCACUCCAGAUGUUUUGGACUACACCUCCCAUGAUGCUUUACCAGCAUUAUGAGUGUAAGAGAAUUAGUCCACAACAUCUGGAGUGCCGAAGGUUGCCUAUGCCUGCACUAAAGUGAGAAUUAAAAGUGAGUUAAAAUUUAAGGCCAUAUUAGCCAAACUGAAAACAUAGUUCCCCUUAAACGUUUUUUCAGUUCAGCAAUUUUUACCUUAAAUUUGAAAUUCACCUUGAGGUCACUUUGAAUUCUCACUUUAGUAAAUACCACUGUCAGUAGUGUUAAGGGUCUACCACCAGGACCGUCACAAUAUGAAUUACUUCUUGCUGUGUCCUCUUUCUCAGUAGGGUCGAAAAAACAAAAUUAUGGGUUUUGGAGGAGUUUUGGGAGCAGCAUGUUCUUUGUGAUCUUUAGAAAUUCCCAAUUAGAAUAGUUUGGGUGUGUACAGUAUGUGCAUAAUUAAAUAUAUAUACAACAGUAGCCUGAGAUGCUUCCAGAUAAUAUAUU
This is a messenger RNA of Pelobates fuscus (common spadefoot toad), 3900 nucleotides long. RefSeq names its product solute carrier family 7 member 14 (gene SLC7A14). Bases 207 to 2516 code for a protein of 769 amino acids. The record is from RefSeq and is a predicted model, not a curated record. Gene Ontology annotation, cellular component: plasma membrane. Gene Ontology annotation, biological process: amino acid transport; transmembrane transport. Lineage: Eukaryota; Metazoa; Chordata; Amphibia; Anura; Pelobatidae. The transcript is spliced from 8 exons. Gene Ontology annotation, molecular function: amino acid transmembrane transporter activity.